AUGACUAGUGAUAAAUCGCAGGAAUUAUCAAAUAUGGUUGAUGCUAUUAAUAUUCUAAUGAACAAAGCCAAUACACAAAAGGAAACGCAAGUUGUGUGUCAAAAAGUGUCCGAAAUGAAAACUAAAUGGGAACAUACAUUAAAACCAGGUAAACAUGGACGACCACCAGCUCUGCCAAUACUAGAUGAAUGGUUUGAGUUAUUUUCGAAAAGUUUUUCUAACACAUUAAAAAAAACACAAAAUCUAGUUGAACAAUUUUGUUCGAACAAGGACGAUAAAGUUGCAUUAGAAUGUUUGAAAAGUAUUGUUUCACACCUGCUGCGACAUGGUUAUGAAAUUGAUAUUUGGAUUAGUUCAGAAAGAGAAAGAACAACAGCACCUUCAUCUCAGAGAUAUUUAUUAGACACUAUAAGAUACUUUAUUUUGCUUGAUGAACGUCGAGAAGCGUUUGAGAGUUUAAGAGUAAUGCCAAAGAGUUUACUAACGCUUAAUAACCAGUAUAGUUAUGUAAUUCAACCCUAUAUCCAAAAAUGUAUCUUUUUACAUCAAUCUGUUCCAGCUCGUGGAUUAGUUGAAAAUGUGCAAGAGUUUCUAAAUCACUAUACGAUGCCUCCUCUUCCUCUGUCUUCUGCAGAUCAAACUAGACUUCAGAACGCUUUAAGUCGCAUUGAUAUUCCCCUAAAUUACAUAUAUAUGGAUCUAAAAGCUGAUAGUUCGUCCGCGUUAGAGAGAAAGGCAGCGCGAAGAGCGGUUCUUAGAGAACAAACAGACGAUGAUCCAGAGCUUUAUCGAAGAUUAGCGAAAGCUCCGUUAAUGCCCUCAUUAGUUGAGAGAGAUCGAGCAGGUCAGGUUAAGUUAGUUGAUUUUGUUAGCGUUUUACAAGUUGAACGGUGGUUAGUCAUAUUAGGAGACCCUGGCAGUGGAAAAACGACAUUUGUGCGUUGGUUAACGUUUCAGUAUGCAAAUGCAGUAAGUGAAAAGCUAGAAUUUGUGAGAGAUCCUUUAAGUAAUUCUGUAUUGGGUCCCGCUCGUAUGCCAAUUUUAAUUCGCGUUGGCGAAUUAGCAGAAUUUAUUCGUUUUAAUGGCACUUCGACGUUAUUCGAUUACAUCGGGCGUCAAACUUGGAUGGGAAUUUCAUUGUUCGACGGCUUAGUAGGAGAAUCAGACGCUAGACGGACGACAGCCGUCGUACAGGAAUAUGUAAUACAGGGACGAGCAUUAGUGAUAUUAGAUGGUCUAGAUGAGAUUCCAGCAUCUGAACAUCGACGUAAGAUUGUACAACUAGUCAGAGAGUUCGUUGGACUCUAUAUAUUAACGCCGUUGUUUGUUUCUGCUUAUGAUGAUGUAACGACUGUAGAAAGCAGAGUAAUAAAUCCUAGAAGUGACAAUCCACUGCAAUCUGGUGGUAAUCAGUUGAUUGUUACUAGUCGCAUUGUCGGCUAUUAUGCUCAACCUCUCACUGCUACUCAUAUUCAUCAAAAUUCACCUUCUGGACUCAUUGAGGAAUUUGAUAUGAAGCGUCUCUGUAAAAAAGAAUUGACACAGCUAGUAGAGUAUAGAAAUGAUGCAAGUGCUCGCGAGAAGACGGCGGAUGAAUUUGUAAGAUUAAUCUGUGAAGAUGUCGGUGUAUUGGCUGCUAGAGGCGAAAAAGUCUACGGGUUUUUGCAUUUGACAUUUCAGGAGUAUUUCACGUGCUUAAAUACAGUGAGAACGAAGAACGGAGAAAACACUUCUGUUAUUAACCUAGAGGCAACGACCAUGAUUACUGAUGAAGAAAUAAGUGAAGUGAUUGACAGAUUUCUUUACCAUGUUAAUGAUCCACGUUUUCGUGAGCCUUUGUUUCUGGCAUUAGGCUGGAUUAGCUGGAAGCCGCAAUUUGAUGAAGUCUCAAUCAAAAAGUUGUUCGCAUUUGUGGACGCUGUAGCGGUAUCGCUAACCCGCAUAUCAUCAUGCUGGAAAGCAUUGGAACUAAAAUUACCUGAUGUUUUAGGAAAGAAAAAGUUCGUUCGACACUUGAUGAAACUCGCCACAAAUGCCGACCAGAGUUUUCCCGUAUCGUCAACUUUUUCUGAUUACAUGCGUUUACAGUGUCCAAUGGUGGAUUUAAAAUCGCCCAAUAUAGAUCUGAACUGUCUCUCCUCUACUGAUGUUUUUAAGUUUCGUAGUAAAAAUCAUCCGAUGAUCUUAUGGCGUGAUAAUUUAGCAUUUCUUCCAGCGUUCGUUCCUCAACCGCUACAACAUCUCUUUCUGCGAAUGAUUAUGAAGAGCAAGUUAGAAGUGCAGAAAAAUCCGCCAGAAGUCCAUACAUUAACCGAGUUACACCUUUUAACAGAAGUAAUAACAGCCAUGAAAUAUCCCUUGAUCAACGGUAACCGUCAGGUUUUGCUAGUGGUACUUCUUCUGCCACUGUUUCGCUACUGGAAAAUCGAGCAUUAUGCUCUUGCUUCUGUCUGGAAACAGGGUCUGAACGAAGUUAAAAAAAACUUUUACGAAUUCUAUAAACAACUCCAAAAAAAGGCUGAGCCGGAAGAAAGCUUACUAAAAGCUGAGUCUAGUGACAUAAAAUUAGCAGUUGCAGAGGAACGGAAGCGUAUUCAGGAAACCCUAUUGCAACUAGAUCAAACUAUCAAAGUUGAAGAUGCUGAUUUACAACUGUAUGCUGCGGCUAUUUCUCUCGCGCAUCUAUCAAGUUGUGCUACAGGCAUACCGAACACGAAGCUUUUUAACGAGGCAAGAGUGCCGGUGGAGUUAAUAACAGAUCCAGUUCUAAAGAUACGUGCUCUAAGUGUGAUGUUGAAACUGGCCAGCCAUGAAGUAGCUGUUGAACAACUAUCUCUCCUCCAAGAAACGUUAGAAACAGUAGUCAUGAAUAUAAAAUCAGGUCAUGCAGCUCUACUAUUAGCUGCUUCCAAUUUUUUCAGUGUCCUCUCCGUAGACGUAGUCUGCCGCCUGUUAAUGAGUGAGAAAGACAGAUUUCGUCAACGUGCAGAAUUAAUUCUAAGUCGACAGCGUCGACUGAGUUCACAACUUGGGUGGGAUGUAUUAUAUGCAUUCAUCAGGAAUUGGGUCUACUAUCGAUCUCGUAAUGCUUAUGUAAGUGUAGUACUGUUGUGGAUGUUCGAAAGAGUUGAGAUUAAUGACCUCGAUCACAUGUCUGCUAUAAUGCAAAUUGAACUUGAUCGAACUCGUUUUGUAUUGUAUGAACAAGCAAAAGGAGAAGAAUUUUUGAACGAUAAUGACGACUACAAAGAAUUUCAAUUAAAAGGCAUGGACGUGAAUGUUUCCAUUGCAUAUCUAAUACAUAACACGAGUACUGAUGUAAUGAAAUAUUUUACAGAAUAUAUUAUAUCUCUUUUAUCUGCUAAGAGUGACAGUGUUAAACACAUCGCUUCAAACGUACACUAUGGUUACGAAAGUUACCAACACGUUCACUUUGGAGAUCCAAGUUUUGUUGAAGUUGCAGCCGAACUAGUAAAAGAGAUGCCCGCUGCAUUCUGUGCUGAAGUUCAACGAAGCUCCUUUGGUGAAGCUAACUUUAAAAAAGCGUUGUACUGCACAAGUAUUCAACAUAGAUUUCCUCGUCGUGUUGCCUGUAUAGAAGUGUUGUCCAUUUUCGGUCAAUUAACGGUUGAUAUGUCGAAAAUGUUUGUUAGCGCACUUCAAGAUAGUGCUCAUUUACAGCGUGCUGUUUUUAGAUGUGUCUCACGAAUACGUGAAGCAACGAGAGAAGCAAUUGAGUACUUGUAUGAGUAUUUAAAUUCAGAUUCAAUGAAUGCACGUUAUACAGUUGCAAAAUUGUUAGUCAACUUAGCUCAUCAGGAUGUUGUUUCCGUUAGAGAGGUACAGCGAGCUUUAGUUGUGGCGAUGGAAGAUCCUUCAGCACAACAAGAGCUAUGGAUUAUAAAAAAUCAUGAAGGUGCAGAUGCUACUGAAAGGAUGUACGUGUGCCUAUCUCGGUUAAAUCAGGCAUUGUAUGGUCUGUUGGUACAGUUAUCUUUUCUUCGUACCAAGGACAGUAUUGAACAAACUUUUCAUGUGAAUGAGAGUGAAAGCCUUACGAGCACUGUUAACAGCCAGUUUGAAGAUGCUAUUAAAGCUGCAGGAUUAGCAACAUGUAUGAUAAAAAACGAAGUAAGCGCAGAACAAGGAUAG
Messenger RNA from Didymodactylos carnosus, 4152 nucleotides. The record is from the annotation of a GenBank genome assembly. NCBI's taxonomy places the organism in Eukaryota, Metazoa, Rotifera, Eurotatoria, Philodinida, Philodinidae.